UUUCCUAAGAAUUACAAUGCUUCUACACUUUGUAAGUUUUAGUUGUCUUUUAUCUGCAGUUAGAGCGCAGGUUUUUAGUCUUGGUAAAUGUCCCACUGUUAAAACACAAGAUUCCUUCGACAUAAAUAAGUAUUUGGGGGACUGGUAUGAAAUCUAUAAAUUCGAAGCAAGUUUUGAAGGAAAACAAAGAUGCAUACGUGCUAACUAUCAGUCCAAACCAGAUGGUCAUAUUAGAGUGCAGAACACUGGAAUAGAAGAUGGUAAGACCAUCACAGCCAUAGGAGAUGGAUUUGCACCCGAUAAAGACUUUCCAGCUAAACUUCAAGUUAAAUUUUCAGACAAGGCUCCAUACGGUAAAUACUGGGUAUUAGACACCGAUUACGACAACUAUACGUUUAUCUAUUCAUGCACAGACCUCGCUGGUGUGAGCCAUAUAGAGUUUGCAUGGAUCCUAAGUCGUAAAAGGACAUUAGAUGAACAAUACAAAACAAAACUUUAUGACCUUGCCACAUCCUUUGGCAUCAAGACAUCGAACUUUCAAACGGAAGAUCAGACUGGGUGUUCCUAACUACAUGUGUCUCUUUUUAUCACUGUCUGUCUGUCCCACAAAUAUAUGUAUUUACUGACUUUUUGUAAACAUGUUUUAAGUUCUGUAAAUAAUUGCUUCAUUAAAGUGUAUGAUUAAUUACUUCCUAGCUGUCUGUGUCUACAUAUUCUAUUUGUGGACCAUGUUUAAUUGCUCACACUGCAAAUACUUGAAAGUAAACAGUGACUCAUGAGACGUCUUCAGGAACUACAAGAAGGAAAUGUUGGUGGAAAUUAAUUUGUGAUUUUAUGGCAGCUAGCACUGCACUGUUAG
Molecule: messenger RNA, 859 nt
Organism: Saccostrea echinata
Lineage: Eukaryota; Metazoa; Mollusca; Bivalvia; Ostreida; Ostreidae
Product: apolipoprotein D-like
Exons: 4
Coding region: 17-568 (183 amino acids)
Biological process (GO): tissue regeneration; brain development; lipid transport
Molecular function (GO): lipid binding
Source: RefSeq, a predicted model, not a curated record